AUGUACACCCCAUCCACUGGCGAUGAGUCGGUCGAGACCGAGUCCAAUUUGAAAUUGCUCCCCUUGAAACAAGAUCCGCAACCCUCGAGCUCGAAAUCAACCGACCCAACUCCCACGAUCGAUGUCCCCGAGAGCGAACGCGAUGUCUCAAAACGGAUUGAGCAGUUUCUAGGCGAGGAUCGCACACCACUUUCGGAUUCCUUCGACACAGACUUGGAGGGGGACUCGCCCAGAACAUCUCUGGCCCUGAGCGACGAUUGGGGUGGCCCAGCGGACAAGGGCUUGUUACUGAAGAAUGAUCGCGAAGAGGAACCCAAGGGCUUCAAUUGGAGAUCCCUAUUUCGUUUGCAAUCAUGGUGGAACGUUGUGGUGUUUCUUAUACUCGCAAUAUUGACGGUAUGGCUGUCGAUUAGAGGCUUUCCGUGGUCUUCGUCGGGCGUAGCAGUCAGUGAAACCCAAACGGUCCCCUGGUACCCUACCCCCCUCGGUGGAACAAGCGCAGAAUGGAAGGAAAGCUAUGUCAAGGCACAGGAAAUGGUCCGCCGAAUGUCUCUUCCUGAAAAGGUGAACAUCACUACUGGCACAGGAUGGCAGAUGGGACUAUGUGUUGGAAAUACUGGACCUGCUCAACUCGUCGGUUUCCCUUCUCUUUGUCUCCAGGACGGUCCACUCGGUCUUAGAUUUGCACACAACAUCACUGCAUUCCCUGCAGGUAUCACAACAGGUGCGACAUGGAAUCGCGAACUCAUGCGAGCUCGUGGUUUUGCUCUCGGAAAAGAAGCGCGGCUGAAGGGUGUGAACGUCAUCCUCGGCCCUGCCAUGGGCCCACUCGGGAUGAUGCCUGCAGGAGGUCGCAAUUGGGAGGCCUUUGGAUCGGACCCUGUUCUUCAAGGAGUAGCUGCGGCGGAAACCAUCCGUGGUAUCCAGCGGAAUGGAGUGAUGGCCACGGCCAAACACUUUGUUGGCAACGAGCAGGAGCACUAUCGCCAAGCAUUCGAAUGGGGCACUCCAACGGCUCUCUCCUCAAACAUUGAUGACCGCGCACUCCAUGAGGUCUUUGCGUGGCCUUUUGCCGAGAGUGUACGUGCUGAUGUUGCUAGCAUUAUGUGUUCGUACCAGAUGGUCAACAACACUUAUGCGUGCGAAAAUAGUAAAUUGAUCAAUGGAAUCCUCAAAGAUGAAAUGGGAUUCCAGGGGUUUGUCCAGUCAGACUGGCUCGCGCAGCGUUCGGGUGUCAACAGUGCCAUCGCAGGCCUGGACAUGAGUAUGCCUGGAGACGGCUUACACUGGACUGAUGGCAUUCCCCUCUGGGGAGGUGAAUUGUCUCGCGCGGUGCUGAAUACGUCGGUCCCCAUGGAACGAUUGAAUGACAUGGUAACUCGAAUCGUGGCAUCUUGGUACCAUUUCCGACAAGAUUCGUGGGAGCGACCUCAACCAGAUGAAAAUGGGGGUCCAAACUUUUCCUCCUGGACCCAGGAGAAAAUCGGCCGUCUACAUGAAGGCUCCCCGGACAAUGAUGCCACCGGAGUGGUGAACAGAUUCGUCGAUGCACAAGGCAGUGGCGCGAAUGCCCAUUCUAUUAUCGCUCGUCAGGUUGCUGCAGAAGGUACUGUACUUUUGAAGAACGUUGACAACACCCUCCCACUCUCACGGCAGAUGACUGGCGCUGCUGGAAAAUACAGGGUUGGUGUUUAUGGUGAGGACGCAGGCCCUGGAAAAGGCCCAAAUGCUUGUGCGGAUCGUGGUUGUAAUCAAGGAACGUUGGCUUCAGGUUGGGGCAGUGGUGCUGUGGAAUUCCCGUACCUGGUGAGUCCAUGGGAGGCAUUGCAGUCUGUAUGGUCGAAGGACACAGUUGAUCUUCAAGGCUACUUGUCGAACAACGUUGGAUCGCAGGACUUGACGGAUCAAGACCUCUGUUUGGUUUUCGUGAAUGCAGAUGGAGGAGAAGGCUUCAUCCGUAGUGAUGGCAUUGAUGCGGAUCGCAAUGAUCUUUUCCUGCAGAAAAAUGGCACUGAACUUGUGGAAGGGGUUGCCGAACACUGUGGAGGUGGCCAAGGUCGAACCGUCGUCGUUGUUCAUUCGAUUGGACCCGUUGUGAUGGAGUCUUGGAUUGACCUUCCUGGCGUCCACGCCGUACUUUAUGCCAAUCUACCCGGCCAGGAGAGCGGAAAUGCUCUGGUAGAUGUGCUUUUUGGCGACGUUGAUGCUAGUGGUCGACUUCCCUACACCAUUGGCCGAAGCUUAGAGGACUACGGUCCAGCAGCUCAAGUGCUGUAUGAGACUGAGGACCCUGCUGUUCCACAAGUCAAUCUCAGCCAGGGUCUUUACAUCGAUUAUCGUUAUUUCGACCGAUACAACAUCACUCCGCGUUUUGAGUUCGGCUUUGGUCUAUCAUAUACAACCUUUGACUACACUGCCGUCAGCAUCGAAAAGCUGCAGAAGAAGACGCAGCACCCAUCCAAAAGACCAAAAAACGAAGUUGAACCACCUACAUAUGACAACAGACCACCCCAUCCCUUCAGUGCCCUGUUCCCGCAGGAUUUCCGCAUUCUUCGCAAAUACAUCUACCCGUACAUUGAAACUACCGACGGAGCCAAUCCUGGCCCAUAUCCCUAUCCAGAUGGAUACGAUACACGUCAGAAACUCUCCUCUGCAGGUGGCGGACCAGGCGGAAACCCCUCUCUCUACAAGCCCAUGCUUGAACUCUCCGUCGAAGUAACUAACACUGGUACCCGACCCGGGCAAGAUGUGGUGCAGGUGUACGUCUCAUUCCCAGAAGAUGUCGCCGAACACCGCGGGCUUGGCUGGUCGCGUGAAACAAUCGAGUUUCCAGAGCGAGUGCUCCGCAACUUUGAGAAGAUCCUGUUGCAGCCUGGGGAGACGACGACCAUCAAAAUGACACUAACUCGAAAGGAUCUCAGCUACUGGAGUGUUCGUUCUCAGAACUGGAUCCUUCCCACCGAGGGCAAGUUCCGUAUCUGGGUUGGGCGAAGCUCGAAGGAUUUGCCGCUUGUCGUCGAAUUUUAA
Penicillium nucicola is the source of this 3027-nucleotide messenger RNA. RefSeq names its product beta-glucosidase. The record is from RefSeq and is a predicted model, not a curated record. Bases 1 to 3027 code for a protein of 1008 amino acids. Gene Ontology annotation, biological process: glucan catabolic process. Gene Ontology annotation, molecular function: beta-glucosidase activity. Lineage: Eukaryota; Fungi; Ascomycota; Eurotiomycetes; Eurotiales; Aspergillaceae. The transcript is spliced from 3 exons.